Colletotrichum siamense is the source of this 723-nucleotide messenger RNA. RefSeq names its product Cell polarity protein alp11 (gene alp11). Gene Ontology annotation, biological process: tubulin complex assembly; cytoplasmic microtubule organization; post-chaperonin tubulin folding pathway. NCBI's taxonomy places the organism in Eukaryota, Fungi, Ascomycota, Sordariomycetes, Glomerellales, Glomerellaceae. Bases 1 to 723 code for a protein of 240 amino acids. The transcript is spliced from 2 exons. Gene Ontology annotation, cellular component: nucleus; cytoplasm; microtubule plus-end. Gene Ontology annotation, molecular function: microtubule plus-end binding; alpha-tubulin binding. The record is from RefSeq and is a predicted model, not a curated record.
AUGGCCGACGUUCCUCUGCAAGUCAUUUCGGAAAACUCCUCGUCAGAGCGCCGUAUCACCCCAUCAUGGACCAUCAGCCAGCUGAGGUCCAAGCUGGAGCCCAUCACGGGUAUUCCCCCUUCGUCCCAGAGAAUCAGCCUCAAGACCGCUUCGGCGAGCAUUCCGAUUGAGGCUGCCGAUGAGGACAACGCGCAUUUGACAGCUUUCCCGCUCGCCCCCUAUGCAGAGCUGCAUGUGGCCGACACACGGCCGGCAGGAGCCCGCCCGAACUUCACAGACACCACGGGUGUUGAGAAGUAUGUCAUGCCGGAGGAGGAGUAUGCCAAAAAGACCGACUCCGUCCUAGCAUGGAAGAAGGCCCAAAAGCUGGGUCGGUUCGAUCCUGACGCGCCAAGCAUUGAGGAGGCCAAGAUUGCAGCUAUCCAGCAGGAAAUUGACCAGCGGGGCAUUGCGGUAGGCAAGCGUUGCCGAGUUGGAGGCGAGGAUUCUCGCAGAGGUGUCGUCAAAUACGUUGGAGAUGUGAAGGAGAUCCCCGGAGGCCUGGGUCCCUGGAUCGGGGUUCACCUUGAUGAACCCGUUGGAAAGAACGACGGCAGCAUCAGUGGAACUAGGUAUUGGGGCGAGGAUUCGACCUUGAAGCAUGGCGUCUUCGUGAGGCCCGAGCGGGUUGAGGUUGGCGAUUGGCCGGUUCUGGACGACUUGGAAGACAUGGAGGAAAUUUGA